This is a messenger RNA of Phytophthora infestans T30-4, 983 nucleotides long. RefSeq lists its product as uncharacterized. The record is from RefSeq and is a predicted model, not a curated record. The coding region runs from base 318 to 836 and encodes 172 amino acids. NCBI's taxonomy places the organism in Eukaryota, Oomycota, Peronosporomycetes, Peronosporales, Peronosporaceae. The transcript has a single exon.
CUUCGUAGGGGUUGCACCCCGUCCUCGACUUGGCAAAAAAAAUAGCGAUUGGGGCUUGGCCUUAUGGACCUCAUUUCAUUUCCUCCCGGCUCGAAGGAAACACCGAAAAAAACUCGCUUGGAGAUCGAAUCAACAGCCUUCGCUCGCCUGUGCCACAGGCGGCCCACGCGUUGUAGUCGUCCCAAGAGAGAGAAAGGUAUCCCCGCCGUGCUUUUAAGCACACAACGCCCGACGUUGUACGCGCCAAUUUCAGUUUUCGGUGAUCGCCACUUUGCUUAGUUUUCCUCUUCGAAACCCGGCAAAUGCCCAGCCUCCCCAUGAACGGAUCUCGAUAUCCUGCAGCAACGCGAGACUUUGACGGACCAGGUGUGCCCAGUCGAGCGUGCAACAAUGCAGCCCGAGUGGCAACUCCAGCAGCGGCGUCAACAGGUUUCCCGAGCAGCCUCUCGCUCAUGCAACCCAACACAACGAACGGCGGUUGUGGCGUCCAUAUCGCACCCAACGUCUCCGCUCAAGCCGCAAUUGGAAAUUGGCGACAGGAAGGAGACGAGAUGAAGCGACUCCGGUCGCGACACGUAAUUCUAAUCGAGAGAAUGUUGCGCAACCACCAGCCACACGACGUGCUGACUCAGGUACCCGAGAACUACGACUGGCACUCCAAGACCUUCACACUUGCGAUCAAAAUCGAGCGGCUUAUGUUCACCACGGCUACGUCCCGCGACAAUUAUCUGGAUGAGAGUACACUUCGCCAGCGAAUUCAGCUCCUGUCGCGGCAUUUGGUGCGGCUUCGGAAGCGCAAGAAUGCCAUGGCUGUGUCAAGCGGUACCCGUGUGUAGAGUGACGGUACAUGUGGCCAACAGGUUUAGACACGCGACCACCCCGAUGAUAACGUCGGUCCUCAGUCGUGAUUGGACUCUAAUAAGUGUGACUGAAAGCAUUCGAGGACGCGACAGAGAAGGUAGCUUAGACCUGCACGUAUUUAA